AGAGAGACGUACAUGGGAGGCUGGGAGCUGAUCUCUAUAUAUGAACAGGAGGGGAUGGACUGGUGAACACUUAGAGGGGGGAACAGACUUUCUAUAUCCAGUGCAAGGGACUAGCUCUGUGCAUUCCAGUCCUGCUGACAGAGGUGAUAUGGGGAAAGAUUAUUAUUCGAUUCUGGGCAUCGAGAAGGGGGCUUCAGAGGAAGACAUCAAAAAGGCUUAUAGAAAGCAAGCUUUAAAGUGGCAUCCGGACAAAAACAAGUCAGCCCACGCAGAGGAGAAGUUCAAAGAGAUCGCCGAAGCCUACGAGGUGCUAAGUGACCCCAAGAAGCGAGAGAUCUAUGACCAGUAUGGAGAGGAAGGUAUGCAUUGGCUUAAAGGAGGACCCAAUGCACAAAAUGGACACGGAGGAAACUUUCACUACACGUUCCAUGGAGAUCCUCAUGCCACAUUUGCGGCGUUUUUUGGGGGAGCAAACCCUUUCGAAAUGUUUUUCGGGAGACGGAUGGGCGGAGGUCGGGAUGACGAGGACAUGGAACUGGACAGCGAUCCGUUUGGCUCAUUUUCUAGCUUCGGCAUGAAUGGGUUUCCGAGAGAAAAGAACCAGGUCGGAAACCAGAUCAGGCGUAAGCAGGACCCGCCGAUCAUUCACGAGCUCAGGGUGUCUCUGGAAGAGAUCUAUCAGGGGUGCACUAAAAGGAUGAGAAUCUCCAGAAAAAGACUGAACCCCGAUGGAAGAAGUGUGAGGACUGAGGACAAGAUCCUGACCAUUGAGAUUAAAAAGGGGUGGAAAGAAGGCACCAAAAUCACAUUCCCCAAGGAGGGAGAUGAGAUGCCAAUGACCAUUCCUGCCGAUGUAGUCUUUGUUAUUAAAGACAAAUCCCACACUCAUUUUAAGAGGGAUGGAUCGAACAUUGUCUGCCCUUUACAGAUCAACCUGCGAGAGGCUCUCUGUGGAUGCUCAAUCACUGUGCCCACUCUAGACGGACGGAAUAUCCCCAUGACAAUCAACGAAGUAAUAAAACCCGGGAUGAGGAGGAGGAUUAUUGGCUAUGGACUCCCUUUUCCAAAAAACCCCGAUCAUCGCGGAGAUCUACUGGUUGAGUUUGAAGUUGUAUUCCCAGACACCAUUCCACAGGCAUCGAAGGAGAUUCUAAAAAGACAUCUGCCUGUUUCCUAGAAUAUCUGCUACAGCUGACAGGAAGGCGGCCUCGGCACUGUAUUACCGCAUAUGAAGACCUACAAAUAAACUACAGCUGUGCACCCGGUAUUAUGUUAUCCGAGGGUGUACGUGCACUUUUACAGUAUUAGGAUGGGCAGCGUGUGCGCCGUGUGACAGUUCCUAAAAGAACUUGUGCUUGUGUCUGUUUUCUACGCCACAGGCUUGCUAGUGACGGGUGAUUAAUAUACCAGCAUUUUUUUUGUUACUCUAGAGCUGAUUUUGUAUUAGAAGACUUGUGAAUAUAUAUUCGUUGGUGACACUAAACCCAAAGACUUGUGAUGGUGCAUGUUGCACUGCACUUUAAAAGCAAAUCUAAGCAGUGACUUAAAGUGACACUAAACUCAGGAGUUUAAUCUUAAAAUUACAUUCAAGUACCAUAAC
Molecule: messenger RNA, 1600 nt
Organism: Nanorana parkeri
Lineage: Eukaryota; Metazoa; Chordata; Amphibia; Anura; Dicroglossidae
Gene: DNAJB4
Product: DnaJ heat shock protein family (Hsp40) member B4
Exons: 3
Coding region: 41-1177 (378 amino acids)
Cellular component (GO): cytosol
Molecular function (GO): protein-folding chaperone binding
Source: RefSeq, a predicted model, not a curated record